AUACUACAUUUUACAUGGUACUGGGUACAUCGUGCGUGCAGUGCACUGGUACCUUGGAGAAUUGGUGUGGUUCAGAAGUGUUCAGUAAUGUGUAAUGGUGUGUAAGUAAGAAUGUGAUAUGUCAAGCGGUGACGUUGGACAACUGAAUUUUGAAGGUUAUCAGACGAUAGAAAAAUUCGAAUUUCAAUACUGAAAGAGAUCAAUCGGAGCAGCGCACUUCAUCGAUGCGACGAAGCGAAGGUUAGGUGAAGUUUACAGCGAUACAAUGGCUCAUGGCACGAUAUUACAGAAAGCCAUAGACCUAGUUACCAAAGCAACAGAGGAAGAUCGUAACAAAAAUUACGAAGAAGCGCUCAAGUUGUAUCAGCAUGCAGUUGAAUAUUUUUUGCAUUCUAUCAAAUACGAAGCACAAGGAGACAGAGCCAGAGAAAGUAUAAGGGCAAAAUGUACGCAAUACUUGGAAAGAGCCGAAAAAUUGAAAGCUUAUCUGAAGAAGGGUAAAAAGAAACCCGUGAAAGCUACCGAAGAUAAUUCUAAAGUCGAAGACAAGAAAAGCGAUAGCGGAGAUAGCGACACCGACAGCGAUCCUGAAAAGAAAAAACUUCAAAGCAAAUUGGAAGGAGCCAUAAUUAUAGAAAAGCCAGAUAUCAAAUGGAACGACGUUGCCGGUCUCGACGGAGCUAAGGAAGCUUUAAAGGAAGCUGUUAUUUUACCGAUACGUUUCCCACACCUGUUUACUGGAAAACGAAUUCCAUGGAAGGGUAUUUUAUUGUUUGGGCCACCGGGUACCGGGAAAUCAUAUCUAGCAAAGGCCGUGGCAACGGAAGCUAAUAACUCGACGUUCUUCUCUGUAUCAUCCUCCGACUUGGUAAGCAAGUGGCUAGGGGAGUCUGAAAAACUUGUAAAAAAUUUAUUCGAAUUAGCUCGUCAACACAAACCUAGCAUCAUAUUUAUCGAUGAGAUUGAUUCGCUGUGUUCGUCACGUUCCGACAAUGAAUCGGAAUCUGCGAGAAGAAUAAAAACAGAAUUCUUAGUUCAAAUGCAAGGUGUUGGAUCAGACAACGACGGCAUACUAGUGCUAGGAGCUACUAAUAUACCGUGGGUAUUGGAUUCCGCUAUCAGAAGAAGAUUCGAAAAGAGGAUUUACAUCCCUCUACCCGACGAGCAGGCUCGUGUUAUAAUGUUCAAACUUCAUUUAGGGAGUACUUCUCAUUGUUUAUCAGAGGAAGAUUUCAAGAAAUUAGCAGCGGCUACCGAUGGAUACUCAGGGGCUGACAUAAGUAUUAUUGUACGAGACGCGCUUAUGCAACCAGUUAGACAAGUCCAAACUGCAACGCACUUUAAACGCGUAAAAGGCCCAUCGCCAAAAGAUCCUACCGUUAUCGUGGACGAUUUACUUACACCGUGUUCACCUGGAGAUCCAGCUGCCAUCGAAAUGAACUGGAUGGAAGUUGAAGGUGAUAAAUUGUACGAACCACCCGUAACUAUGAAAGAUAUGAUGAAGUCAUUAGCAACUACGCGUCCUACGGUAAACGAGGAAGAUAUGACCAAAUUAGAAAAAUUCAAGGAAGAUUUUGGUCAAGAAGGUUGAUACUUGGACUUUUUCGAGGAAGUAGAUCGAUGUACACUUCCAGAAGUAUGUUUCAGUUACACGCGCUUGCCUUACAUCUUAUUUCAUUAUCGCCACUACUAUACAGUAUUUAUACAAAAACACUUGAACUCAGGUUCUUCUUUUCUUUUUCCUCUUUCUCUUUUUUCCGUUUUAACACUUGAUACACAAUAAAGAUAACAUUGUUAAGCUUAACGCUUAGUCGCGAAUAACUAUUUGUCAAAAUACAUAUAAAAGGCACAGAAUAAUCAUAUAUUUUGAAAUGAAAAAGUGUUAAAUUUACCGUUAUAUCAGUCGACGGAAAGACGAUAUUGUUUUUUAUUAAGAGAUGCGAGGAAGAAAUUAAAAUGUGGCUUGUAACGCGUAUAAUGACUCCCCGCGUGUUUCUAUAUUAUUAUAAUCAUCGCUAUAAUUGUACCUAACAAAUUAAUUGUACAAUACGUAGGCUUAAAAAGCAUUUCUGAAUGAUAUUUACUAUUAUAGGAUAGGUUAGCAAUUUAUUUGUAUAUUUUAUAAUUUUGAUCUUGCUUAGACAUUGCCGACACAUUGUCCACGAUCCCUAUAUUUCUUUCUUUCCUCGGAAAACUAAACUUACGAAUAAUCGUUUUAAAUGAUUCGUUGAAUUAAGUGAAUGCGAUUACACGUAGCAUGCGAUAAAUGUGUACGUGUAGUGUCGGGAAUAAGCAGAGAGAACUGUUUCUGUCAUGUAAAUUGUUUUUAUUGUUAACUAAAUAAAUAACAAACUGUACACGAUA
Messenger RNA from Hylaeus anthracinus, 2364 nucleotides. RefSeq names its product vacuolar protein sorting-associated protein 4 (gene Vps4). The transcript is spliced from 7 exons. Gene Ontology annotation, molecular function: ATP hydrolysis activity; ATP binding. Gene Ontology annotation, biological process: vacuole organization; endosomal transport. Bases 266 to 1591 code for a protein of 441 amino acids. The record is from RefSeq and is a predicted model, not a curated record. Lineage: Eukaryota; Metazoa; Arthropoda; Insecta; Hymenoptera; Colletidae.